UGUGGAAACAGGGGAAGGAGAGUACGCUUCUUUUGUCACAUUCAAUCUCUCCAUUUUUCUUCUAUUGCAGGUGAGGAAGAAGGCUACUAAGAACUAACCCACCCGUCUGUCUUUCUUUAUUUCUUCUUCAAAUUUCUUGGUGGGAUUUGAUUUUUCUGAGAUGAGGAGCAUAGCAACUUGUUACAGUGAACACGCCAUUAAAGUGUCGGAUUCGUAUUGUUCAGGCCCUUCAAGUCAGGCGAUUCAAACACCAAGCCUAAUCCCUUCUGUCGCAGAUUCAGUUAUAUGUAUAUACAAGGCCAAACUCGCCGAAUCAAAAGAUCUUCUGAUCACAGUCACUUGGUGCAGCAACUUCAUAGGCCAAGGCCUGAUUGUUAAGAUUGGAGAUGCCAAUUCACACCAACUACGAAUCAAAAAGGGCACACAAGCAUUCCAAUAUCUCAAUUUCAAUGUUCAAGUGUUUUGGGAUCUGUCUGCAGCAUGUUAUGAUCCAGGACCGGAGCCAAUUAACGGGUUUUACGUGGUUGUUUUGGUGGAUUCAGAGCUUGUUCUGUUUCUUGGAGACAUGGAGAAAGAAGUUGUGAAGAUUUGGAAGAAAGAGUUACCAGUACGUAAAUUGGUGUCUCGAAGUGAGCAUUUUUCAGGUAACACUGUAUAUUCAACGAGGGCGCAAUUCUGUGACACAGGAACAGCUCAUGAUAUAUUGAUCAAGUGCAUUGGAGAAGAUGACAGAUCAAAGAACCCUGUACUCGCUGUGUCAAUUGAUGACAAGAAGAUUUUUCAAGUAAAGAAAUUGAGAUGGAAUUUCAGAGGGAAUCGGACAAUUUUUCUUGAUGGGUUAUUGGUAGAUAUGAUGUGGGAUGUUCAUGACUGGUUUUUCAAGCAAGAAUCAGGGUUCGCUGUUUUCAUGUUCAGAACCAGAAGUGGGUUCGAUAGCAGGCUCUGGUUGGAGGAGAAGAAUUCGGAGAAGAAGGAGCAAGAGAAACCUGAGUUCUCCUUGUUGAUAUGUGCUUGUAAGAAUCCAGACUGAUUUACUAUUUUUGGGAUAAUUCUGAUUACAGGAAAAUUAUACUUCCGGGAAUGGGUUUUAAUUUCUGGAAUCUAAAUGAAUUGUACAUGUCAAUAUUAAUGGAUCUAUUUUGUUUUCUAUCAUUUACGUUUACGUGUAGAGAGGCAGAUGCCAAUCCUCUGUUUUUAACUUGUUUGAUCUGGUUCUGAUUGGUGUGUAUUCCUUAAUUUGGAUAUGUGUAUUAAUUGGCAGUUGGAAUAUCGCUGGUGUUCUAAAAGAGGUAACGUACAGUGAG
Molecule: messenger RNA, 1304 nt
Organism: Tripterygium wilfordii
Lineage: Eukaryota; Viridiplantae; Streptophyta; Magnoliopsida; Celastrales; Celastraceae
Exons: 1
Coding region: 161-1030 (289 amino acids)
Source: RefSeq, a predicted model, not a curated record